Molecule: messenger RNA, 2598 nt
Organism: Drechmeria coniospora
Lineage: Eukaryota; Fungi; Ascomycota; Sordariomycetes; Hypocreales; Ophiocordycipitaceae
Exons: 3
Coding region: 1-2598 (865 amino acids)
Biological process (GO): regulation of DNA-templated transcription
Cellular component (GO): nucleus; chromatin
Molecular function (GO): protein binding; histone H3K36 methyltransferase activity
Source: RefSeq, a predicted model, not a curated record
AUGUCUCUCUUCGCCGAGAGCCUCUGCCUCUCGGCGACCGACAGCUCGUCCAAUUUCGCCUUCUCAAGCUCCACGCCCCCCACAACCGUCGCCGACACGGCCAGCCUGCACUCGGACUCGUCCAAGCACGAUGUCAUCACCGUCGCCGACGACGCCGCCGACGCGCCCCCGGCCUUGCCCCGAGUCGACGAUGACGAGGCCACUCUCCUGUCGGCCGCGGCCCCGAGGCCCGUCUCGUCCUCGUCGCGCCGUUCCUCGCGCCGACGCGUCUCGACGCCCGUCUACAACAUUCCCCGCCUCAGCGGCACCGAAGGCCACGGGAAACGGCGUGCCAAGGGCGACGAGGUCUCGGAUCGCAAGCGCCGCCGCACCAUCUCGGGCGACACCCUCGUCGGCAGCAUCGAGGUCGCCUCCCGCACGCCCCCGACGGCGCCGAACGAGGACAGCGCCCUCAAGGCCGGCAUCGACGCAUUGAACCUCGCCUGGUCCCCCGAGCGCCUCAGCAUGCCCCCGCGCACCCGCCGCCAGACAACAAAGGAUGGCCCGAACGAAGGCGUCCCCUCCGGCUCCCGUCCCGCCAUCUCCUCCUUCGCCUCCCUCGGCGCCAAGCUCUCGAGCAUGGGCAGCAAGGGCCGCAAGGCCGUCGAUAGCGGCGUCGCCAAGAUGACGCGCGAGCUGCGCCGCCUCCAGGACACAAACGAGUUCACCGGCAUCGACGACAGGCCCGUCAUCCAUACCGUAUGGUCCAAUGGCAAAUUCGUCGACCCCAACAACCCUCCGCCGCCGCCGCCGCCGCCGCCGCCGCGCAAGAAGACAAAGGCCGAGGCGGCAGCCGACGAGAAUACGGCCAAGGCCGCCGCAUCCACCAAGGCUGCACCGUCCACCAAAGCCACGCCGUCCAAGGCCACACUAUCCAAGACCACGCCAUCCAAGGCCACGCCCAAGACAUCAUCCAAGGCCGCAUCCAAGUCCGCGACGAAGCCCACACCAAAGUCCGCGACAAAGUCCACGACAAAGCCUGCGGCACCCGUCUCCGAGCCGGAAGCCGAACGGCAAGCGUCGGAGCCCAUCACGAACAUCAGGACGCGACGGGUCAAGAGCUACCUCGUCAAGGGGCUCUACGCCGGCCAGGACACGCCCCGCGACGUCACCAAGGGCCUCACCGUGGCCGAGAAGAAGAAUCUCGCCCAGCUCGCCGAGCUCGCGCCCGGCCCCUGCACCAACAAGACGAUGCCCCUCCCCAUCUACACCGGCCUCCGCACCCUCAUCGCCGGCCGCGACUUCAAGCUUCCCUACCAAGUCUGCAACCCCAUGCCCCCUGGCCAGCCGAAGCCGGACGAGUGGAAGAAGAUGACGAGGAAUCGCUUCAUCGGCGACUCCAAGGAGUACUGGCGCAAGCUGCCGCACCUGCACGACUACCAGAGCAAGUGCGUCUGCACCCCCGACGACGGCUGCGGCGAGAGCUGCCAGAACCGCAUCAUGCUCUACGAGUGCGACAGCACCAACUGCAACGUCGGCAGCCUCCACUGCCACAACCGCGCCUUUGCCGACCUCGCCGCGAGGCGGUCCAAGGGCGGCAAGUACCGCAUCGGCGUCGAGGUCAUCAAGACGUCGGACCGCGGCCACGGCGUCCGCAGCAACCGCUGCUUCAAGCCGAACCAGAUCAUCAUGGAGUACACGGGCGAGAUCAUCACCGAGGUCGAGUGCGAGCGCCGCAUGAACGAAGUCUACAAGGACAACGAGUGCUACUACCUCAUGAGCUUCGACCAGAACAUGAUCAUCGACGCCACCACGGGUAGCAUCGCCCGCUUCGUCAACCACAGCUGCAACCCCAACUGCCGGAUGAUUAAAUGGAUCGUCUCAGGGCAGCCGCGGAUGGCCCUCUUCGCCGGCGACCGGCCCAUCAUGACGGGCGACGAGCUCACCUACGACUACAACUUCGACCCCUUCUCCUCCAAGAACGUCCAGCGCUGCCUCUGCGGCGAGCCCAACUGCCGCGGCGUCCUCGGCCCCAAGACGCGCGAGCCCAAGGCGCCCAAGGCGGACCUCAAGAACGUCGUCAAGGCGACGGUCAAGGCCGGGAAGCGCAAGCUCAAGGAGCUCCUCGGCGACGAGGACACGGCCGCGGCCAAGGCCAAGAAGCGCAAGAUCCAGCCGGCGACGGGCGUCAAGCGGUCCAUCUCGAGCGCCGGCGUCAAGGCCGCCAAGGGUGCCGCGACGGCCAUCAAGAAGGGCAUGACGACCAUCACCGUCGGCGCGAAGAAGGCAGGGCUCGGAAGCCAGGCCAAGGCGGGCGCGGGCAAGAAGGGCGCCAAGAAGGUGCUCGCAAAGUACGGUCGCUCCGGCAGGAAGCAGGUGCGGAUCCCGUCGCAGGCCUCGUCGAGGGCCUCGAGCCUCACCAUCGUCGCCAAGGGUGACGAGAGGACAAAGGCAAAGGCCAAGGUCAUGGUGAAGGCGAAACCGGUGGCGAAGCCGAAGGUGAAGGUGCUGGCAAAGGCGAAAACGAAGCCAUCGGCCGACAACGACAGCCUUGUCUCGGCUUCGACACCGCCCAAGGCGCCCAUCGCCAGGAUUCGAAUCGUGUCGAAGGGCGAGUAG